Danio rerio (zebrafish) is the source of this 1369-nucleotide messenger RNA. RefSeq names its product origin recognition complex, subunit 6 (gene orc6). Gene Ontology annotation, cellular component: nucleus; nuclear origin of replication recognition complex. Gene Ontology annotation, molecular function: DNA binding. Gene Ontology annotation, biological process: DNA replication; DNA-templated DNA replication. Lineage: Eukaryota; Metazoa; Chordata; Actinopteri; Cypriniformes; Danionidae. The record is from RefSeq and is marked provisional.
CUGUUGUGUUCUGCUGUGUUGUUGCAGUAAAGGGUUUAUAAAAUGGAUAAAGAGUUGUUUCGUAAGCUUGCUUCGAAGAUUGGGAUAACAUCGAUUAAAGUGUUAAGUCAAGCAGAGGAGUACAUGCGAUUAUCCCAAGUGAAAUGUGUCGGCUUGGGUUCUGGGACUGCAACCAGCAAAGCUGUUAUUUGUCUUGAAUUGGCAGCGACUGCAAUGAAGUUUCCUCUGGACAAGGAGUAUGCCAUCAAACUGUCUGGACUGAAUCCUAAGGUCUACUCCAGCAAUUUGAAGACUAUGGAGUGCAUGCUGGGCCUGCAGUCAAACCUGGGUCUCCGAGAUCUAGCAGUCCAGUUUGGGUGUUUAGAAGCAGUUAAAGUGGCUUCUCAAAUCCUUCAGCGGUAUGAGACCAGUUUGCCUGCAGCUCAGCAGCAAGAUCUUGACUUGACGAAGCCUCUCUUUACCACAGCGGCUCUGUAUACAGCAUGCAAGUGCAUGAAAAUCAGAACUGACAGGAAAUUAGCCUCUUCAUCUGGAGCCAAGAAGAGCAUCUUUGACCGGCUCUGUGCACAGUUUCAGAAAUUUGGACAGGAGAUCUGCAAUGAGGCUUCGUCUUUGGAGAAACCAGUCAAAGGCACUCAAAAGAGGCAGAAGACACUCACUGAAAUGCUGGAAAUGGAAGAUGAUGAUAAACCUCUGACGUCUCCCAAGCAAGAGCGGGUUGAGAAGACUGAGGAGGAGGAGACUCACCACUAUGAGGAGUGGAAGAGAAAAAUCCUGGAAAAUGCAUUAAAAGCAAAAGCUGUAGAUUCCUGAAGUAUGUACAGUUUUAUAUUUUCUUUUUAUUUAAUUGUGGACUUUCAUAAUAUCUGGAAGAUCUCACUUGGAGCUGAAUUCUGUAUUCUACCAAGAGAAGUUGUAUGCCCCCUUCUGGCUGCUUGAGUGAAAUUUUUACCCACAUACAGACAUUACUAGAAUAAUUAUGGCACUUUUUAUUGUAGUUUUGUUUUAAUGCCAUUUUACCAUUGCAAAAGAGUUUCUGAUUGAUUUUUUUAUAAUGUGGUAAGAUGUUUAAUCCUCAUUUAUAUAAUGUAUUACAAAUGGCAGCAUUUUAUCAUAGCUCAUUUAGCAUGUCAGAAUGAAACUGUUGAAUCCAUUACGGAUUGGAUGAUUUACCUGGUUUUAAUCUAAGCUCAUUUCUCAGUGUUCUGUUGUAUUGCUUUGGGUCGCUGUAAUUCGUUAUACUCGUCAAAGGAGGAGUAUAACGACUCAAGGUCAACUGGAAGGGUUUUAUUCGUUUGUUUUAAUAAGACAUGACUCAUUUGCUUCCAUUUGGAUUUUAAUGUGAAUAAAAUGGGUGUUCUUGACACAA